Acanthopagrus latus (yellowfin seabream) is the source of this 2086-nucleotide messenger RNA. RefSeq names its product potassium inwardly rectifying channel subfamily J member 1a, tandem duplicate 1 (gene kcnj1a.1). The coding region runs from base 145 to 1266 and encodes 373 amino acids. Lineage: Eukaryota; Metazoa; Chordata; Actinopteri; Spariformes; Sparidae. The transcript is spliced from 2 exons. Gene Ontology annotation, molecular function: ATP-activated inward rectifier potassium channel activity. Gene Ontology annotation, biological process: regulation of monoatomic ion transmembrane transport; potassium ion import across plasma membrane. The record is from RefSeq and is a predicted model, not a curated record. Gene Ontology annotation, cellular component: plasma membrane.
GGACACACCUAAACGGCCUCAAUCAAUUGUGAACGAGAGAGACCGGCGGAGAGGAGAGAAAAGUGCGGCUUGUCAUUCGUUCGUCUCUGGAUGUGCAUCAAACUGCCUUCACUUCAAGUCAUCGAGGUUGUGGGCUUGUAGAAAAUGUUUGGAUUUUUGAACAAACGUAUCGAGGAAUGUUUGGCGGAGCGAAAAAGCCGCAGGACCAGACUAGUGACCAAAGAUGGCCGCUGCAACAUUGAAUACGGAAACAUCAAGUACAGCACACACUUUGCAUUCCUGGCUGAUUUCUGGACCACCUUUGUGGAGAUCCGCUGGCGUUUUGUCCUCCUCCUCUUCAUCGCUUCUUUCACCCUCAGCUGGUUCAUUUUCGGCCUGCUGUGGUACUGGAUCGCCCGCAGCAAUGGAGACCUAACUUGGCAAAAACCCCCAUCAGGCCACACGCCAUGCGUUGAUAAUGUUGUAGGACUUACAACGUCGUUCCUCUACUCCCUUGAAACCCAGACAACGAUUGGCUACGGUGGCCGAGCACUCACCCCUGUCUGUCCUGGUGCUGUGGCCCUUCUCGUCAUCCAGUCUCUCCUCGGAGCCAUUAUCAACUGCUUCAUGUGUGGAGUCAUCCUGUCCAAGAUCUCUUUACCCAAAAAGAGAGCUAAAACCAUCACAUUCAGUGACAUGGCUGUCAUCAGUCCCAAAAAUGGCUCGCUUUGCCUGUCGAUCAGAGUGGGGAACCUGCGCAAGACCCUGAUGAUUGGAAGCCAGAUCUAUGGUAAGCUGCUGAGGACAACCGUUACACCAGACGGGGAGACAAUCAUCAUGGACCAGGUGAACAUUGACUUUGUGGUAGAUGCUGGGAAAGACAACCUCUUCUUCGUAUGUCCUCUCACGCUCUACCAUGUCAUCGACAAAAACAGCCCCUUCUUUGAGAUGGCGGUGGACACGCUCCACAAGCAAGACUUUGAGCUGGUCGUCUUCCUCGACGGCACCGCGGAGUCCACCAGCUCCUCCUGCCAAGUCCGGACCUCCUUUAUUCCCCAGGAGGUCAUGUGGGGCUACAACUUCUUGCCCAUCAUUUCUAGAAGCAAGGAGGGCAAGUACCGAGUCGACUUCUCCAACUUCUCCAAGGUGGUGCCCGUGGCCACCGCACACUGCGCCUACUGUUUCCACAACAUCAAGGGUCACCAUCUCCACUCCAGAGAGGGACAAGACAAUGAGGGCUUUGAGGUGAUUGAUAUCCACGAUCCCCCAAAUGUCACUAAGAUGUGAGAGGAUGGACUCAUUGCAAUGAACAUUUGAAUCUAAGACUGCUAGAGACAAGUCCUGGAGGAAGGUGGGGUUACCUAAUGACAUACAGCACAUUGUGUAGCAUAUAAAUAUAAAGUAAACCUACUUAUUUGUUAUUCUAUUGUGUUGAACACAGAUAAGACAGCCGUCUGUGGGUCAGGUCAGUUAUUGUGAACCAUUUGUAUGUAAAACCACACCUGUCACUGUGUGCUGACCAGAAACCUGUUUUCAAAUGUCAGGCCAGGUCAUGCAAGGAGGCGAAGCUCUAAUUCACGAGCAGAAAAGAGAGAUUUCCCCAAUUACGAACGCAUGGAUUGUACACAUCCAAACAAAGACAAGGGCUUCUAAUUUACCUCCGGCCCGGCACAUUUGGGUUCACUGUGUGCAGGGAGAGGCAGAAAAAACAAGGCAAAAUGUAUUAAACUGUGUGUAUAAAUCUACUUGAAGGAGCAGUGUCGUCAGGGCAUGCUAUUGUCAUGGGUGAGAAAAAAGAUAAAGCGGUUGCUGAAUAAUUCAUGCUACUGUAAGCUGCUGUACACAAAGAGACACUUGGACUUGAACCAUUAGGCUAUUCGAACACUGAAGCACUAGCAAGAGGUCGGACUCAGGGGCCACUCUUUUCAAACAGUGGGUGAUGUACUUACAGUUUUAUCUCCGUGAGCGAAGACAUCGUGGGAGAGCAAAGUUCUCAGGAAACACUUAUAACAUGGCUGCAUACCAUACAGCCCUGAUUAUAGUAUAAAAAUACAGUCUGUUUGUAUGAUCUUUUUUGUAUUUGAUCUCAGGGGAAAGAUACACUGAA